AUGAAAAGUGGAUUUGGAUUUCUCGAUGAAGCCAGAUCUGGAUUCCUUUCACAUAUCAUCGCUAAUCAUCUUGUCGCCAACCUAGACACUCCAAGACCUCACCUUGUUGGAAUUCUUCGUCGGUUGGAACUGGAGGGUGGGAACCGCGGAGGGAUCGGCCAUUACUCGCGAUUUCCAUUGGGUAUCCUUCUGGGUGGUGAAAGAGGAGCUCACCGAGAUCUCCGAGUUCUCUUCCAUGGAGGCAUGCGAGUUCAAGAACCCCAUUGGGACAUCUUCAACGUUUGUCCCGAAGGGGUUCUAGAGCCAUGA
Molecule: messenger RNA, 309 nt
Organism: Linum trigynum
Lineage: Eukaryota; Viridiplantae; Streptophyta; Magnoliopsida; Malpighiales; Linaceae
Source: the annotation of a GenBank genome assembly